GGGGCAACACGGCUCAGUCACCGAGUGGCAGCAUGGUGGUCCCGGACAGUGCCAGCCUGGUCUCUCACCCUGCCAGGUCCAGCGACCUCCCUGAGAGCUCCGAUGCAGGGUGCCCAGAGGCCGGGGAGAGCGGUCCAGACMUGGCAGGGAUGGAGCUGGAGGAGGUCCGAAAGCUGCAGGAGCUCGUCCGCAGGCUGGAGAUCCAGAACGAGACGCUGCGCACCAGGGGAGUCAAGGCGGCCGUCCCCAACGGAGCCGUCGGCGACGGYGUGAACGUCAACCAGAGGCUGCAGCUCAGGCUGGACCACAGCGGCGAGCGGUGCGGCAUGGACUCCAAGCUCUCGCCGCCUCUGGAAGGCAGCAGCAGCGAGGAGACGUCCCCUUCCGCUGUGGCCAGCCGCUUGGAGGAAGAGGACGAGGAUCUGGGUCCGCCKUGUGGGGGCUUUCUGUCCCUGACCUGUAGGAAUGGAGCGGGGCAGCCUGAGACACCGGAGAGCCCAUCUCAGGGGAGCUGUGAGUCAGAGACACUUGCGGACAGCGACUCGGGGGUGGAUCACACCGCGCUGGACGAGGUGGACGUCCUAGAUUUGCAGGAYGAGUGUGCAGACGUAGAGGACGAGGACAGCUGGUUGUACGUUUCUCCUAAAAAACAAGUAGUGGAUUCAGGUCCAGACUCUCCGUUGACGUGGUGUCGGCAGGUUCUGGAUCAUCGCAGCCCAGAGACAGAAAUGGCUUGUCGGACGUUGAUCAACCGUUUGGAUCAAUCGUCUCGAUGGAGGAACAUGUACAGCAGCGCAUCGGAGGCGGGGUCAGCGAGCUCUGGCCUGAUCUCUCCUGGGUACCACAAAUCAACUAACAAAUCCCUACUAACUUUGGGCAGCUCAGGUGUCCCAAGUGCACAGUCGGCCCUCAGCUCGCAGUCGUCUAUAGACAGUGAGCUCAGCACRUCAGAUGACUCCAUCUCUAUGGGCUACAAGCUCCAGGAUCUCACUGAUGUCCAGAUCAUGGCUCGCCUGCAAGAAGAGAGUCUGAGGCAGGAUUGUGCCUCCAGCUCGGCGUCUGCAUCCCGCCGCAGCUCCACCACGUCCCUGCACUCCCUGCGUCGCGGUGGAACCUACAGCGACCAGGAGUUUGACACCUACAGUCUGGAGGACGAAGAGGACGAGCUCAGCUCCGUGCCGCAGCGUCGACAUCGCUUUACGCCUUCGCCUUUAGGCUCGCCCCGGUGCCUCUCUCCAUCCACCUCCAACCACGGCCAAGAAACCAGCAGGCGACUCGGGGCGCCGUGCACAAAGACGCCCAGACGGUCUCUUCAGGGCCCCAGUGCAGAGCUGCUCAAAUUUGCCAAGAGUGAAGAGGAGUUGAGGCACAGCAUGCCUAAUCUGGCCCCGCGCACCAGCCUGCGCUCCUUGGAGGCUGUCAGAAACAGCCGCAGCAUGGAGGCUAACCUCCAGAGCUCUGGCAACCGCAUGUCUCACCUGCCUCACUCCCCCUCCACAGGUACGGUUUGCAGUCGCCUGCGCCCCAACGGGCAGUCCCCCCUCUCUCUGCGGACGCCAGUCAAAGCCGUCACCCCGGUGGGCUCCAUGUCAGCUGGUCGUCAGUCCUCCAGAGGUCUGCCCAUUAUCCAGGCACUGCCUACAGGAGGGGGCCGCAGGGUCCAGUCCAUAGCAUCUGCUAACGGCGGGGCCUACGGACCCGGGAGAGGCUCAGUUGGGGCAGGGAGGCAGGCAGUGGGUCGAGGCCAGGCCGCGACGUCACUCUCCACGAGAAGCAAACUCUCGCAGCCUUCCAGAAGGUCUUUGGGCAUGGCUAAAAUCUCCGACGAGUCCUGGAAAGAUGGCUGUUACUGAUGAAGGGCCCUUCAACGUCCACCUGACUUCUCCUCAGUUCAGGAAAAAAAAAACUUCCACUGUGUCCACAAAUGUGUUGCACAAACUGAUUCCUCAUUCCAGACUGGAGCGCUGGGCUGCACUGGAUUUGUAGUUAAAUAUCUUGUUCCCUGCAUGAACCGUCGUUAACCCACACACACACACACACACACACAAAACGAAAACGAUGUGUAGGCAGACAAGGAUAUAGGCACUCAAUUUGUUAUAUGGACCAACUUGAACUUUCCUAAAAUAUGUUUGUGUCAAUUUGACCUAUUUUUGUAUGGUAAUCGUGAGAAACUGCUGGAAUUUUAAGGGUUGUGUUGUACUGUUAUUGCUGUUAUCGAUUUGAAGACAAUUAAAAUGAAGCUAUUGCUGAUUUGUACAUUAUCUGUGUGAACUACUAGAUGAAGGUACCGAGUGUUGCAUGCUGGGUUUAGUUGUUUUCCUUUAGCUGCGCAGCUCUGUCGAUUUCUAACUGCAAUAUGACAAAUCCUUUUCUUUGUGUGUCCCAACAAUUAUCUGUGGAAAAACGAUAAAUAUUUGAGUGAUGAGUCCUUUAAAUCAGUGCUGUUUGUGUUUUGCUCUUUGCUUACACGACUAAACGACCCUUGUAAACCACACUGCCCUUACAAAAGAGGUUUUUUUUUCUAAAAAAAAAAAAAAAGAAGAAGAUAGAGAAAUAUGGUUUGUGCCAAGGUGCAUUACAGCUGCAAGUUUUAUACUUCCAUGAUUAACUUUGAACAAUUGAAGGUACUGUUACAGCACUGAGUUUUCCAAGCAUUUGGACUGCAUAUGUAGAUGUGGACUGAACAUCUGUCUUUGGAAACCACUGUAAUAAAAGGAAUUGUUUAUGCACAAAGGCUCUGUGCCUUGGUCAGCUAUGCACCCUCAUGGAGUGCCUCUGAAAUGUAGGAGCUGUAAUAAAAAAUGAAUAAAGUCUACUCUGAAGUUGUA
This is a messenger RNA of Austrofundulus limnaeus, 2828 nucleotides long. RefSeq names its product SLAIN motif-containing protein-like. Gene Ontology annotation, biological process: positive regulation of microtubule polymerization; cytoplasmic microtubule organization; microtubule nucleation. Lineage: Eukaryota; Metazoa; Chordata; Actinopteri; Cyprinodontiformes; Rivulidae. The record is from RefSeq and is a predicted model, not a curated record. Gene Ontology annotation, cellular component: microtubule plus-end.